Molecule: messenger RNA, 1072 nt
Organism: Plectropomus leopardus (leopard coralgrouper)
Lineage: Eukaryota; Metazoa; Chordata; Actinopteri; Perciformes; Serranidae
Gene: smim7
Product: small integral membrane protein 7
Source: RefSeq, a predicted model, not a curated record
GUUUAGGAACACACGGAAGUUGAGCGUCUCUCUCAUGUAAUUGGAUGUGAUGUGAACAAAAUGAUCGGAGAUCUCUUGAUAUUCGGGACCUUAUUGGUGAAUGCAGGGGCUGUGCUGAACUUCAAGCUCAAAAGAAAGGAGUCCCAAGGAUUUGGAGAUGAGUCCAGAUCACCAACAACAGGCGACAACAUCAGAGAGUUUCUGCUCAGCCUGCGGUACUUUCGGAUCUUCAUCGCUCUGUGGAACAUCUUCAUGAUGUUCUGCAUGAUCCUAUUGUUUGGUUCAUGAUCAACAUUUAUUUGUGGCAACUGGACUUCCAUCAGGAUGCUGAUUUUCCAAGGUGGAUGCCAAACUUCUCCUUGAUCAGAGUUUGCUGUUCUUUUGGUCCUUUUAACUGUAAUUAUGCUCCAUUUUCUCCACAACCCCAAAUCAUAAAUUUGCUUCUGGCUGUACAGGAGUUUAUAAAUUGCUGUAUUUAUUUUGUCCCACAAAAGUUGUUACAUUUUUACCCCUUUUGUUUAAGCUGUAAAUGAAUCAGCACCCUUGCCUGUGCUGGAUAUGUGUUUCCUUUUGCCCCUGUGCUUCGUGAUAAAACAUUAAUUUUUUCUCCAGCAUGUCAGUUUGGUUAUUAAAGAAACAACGUUGUUGAAAACGAUGGACAGCCUUCACUAACAGGAUCGAAAAUGUUUUUCUGUGACUUGUUAGCUUUAGUUCAUAGUUUAACGUUCCCCUGGUAAAGUGAGCUGGUGUAGAACCUUUUGUCUUACCAAGAUCUUCAUGCUGAAACAUCCUUUCAUUUCUUUUUACCUGCACAGCCACCGUAGUUCAACUGGAUUCAACAGACAAGACAAAAUUAUCACUGUCACUUAAUAAACUCGAAAUCACCUCUGUACAAACCGAUUUACUCGCCAGCUGUUAUGCUCAACAUGUCAAUACUGAAUAUUUUAAUGUAGAUUUAAAAAGAAAAUGCCAUUUCCUUUACUCUGGAACACAUGUGCUGUAAGUAAAUGUAUAUGCCCUACAAUGUAAAUGUGUCCUCAUUCUUAACAAUAAACAUACACAGUUUUCUUAA